UCUACAUGUUUCCGAGCCGUAUAACAACGCACCAGAGUGAGUGGCGACAGAGACCGCUUAGAGAGAGAGAGAGAGAUCUCUACAAAUCUCUCCUUUUCUCUUCUCUUCUCAUUUUUCUCCGCUCCAGAUUUGUUUGAGCAAUGUCCGACGAGCCUGCUCCCAGUCGCUGGUCCUUUCAGGAUUUUAAAUUGUUUUAUGAUGCGAAGUUUGGUAGAAAGAAAGCGCCGGAGCCGCAGCAAAACGGGCAGUCCACUAAUGGAGCAGUGAGUAAUGGAAGUAGUUCCGGAGUGACCGCGAAUGGGAAUGGUCACGUGAAGAGGACAGCUGACUUGGCCAUCUAUGAGCAAUUUCAAAACCAGGGUAGGGGCCCCGUGCCUCACUCAAAUGGAGUCUUAUCUGAUCAACAUGAUGAAAUACCGCAGAAGUCCCUUUUACCUUCUUUUGAAUCAGCAGAAAUGCGUUCUUUAGGAGAGAGUUUAUGCAGGGAUAUAAUUCGGGGUAGUCCAGAUGUUAAGUGGGAAAGCAUCAAGGGAUUAGAGAAUGCCAAGCGUUUGCUCAAAGAAGCAGUGGUCAUGCCAAUUAAAUAUCCCAAGUACUUUACUGGACUUUUAACACCGUGGAAAGGUAUUCUCCUUUUUGGCCCUCCAGGGACAGGAAAGACAAUGCUUGCCAAGGCUGUUGCAACAGAGUGCAAGACCACAUUUUUCAACAUUUCAGCAUCGUCUGUUGUCAGCAAAUGGCGUGGCGACUCAGAGAAGUUAGUGAAGGUGUUGUUUGAGCUUGCUAGGCACCAUGCACCAUCAACUAUAUUUAUUGAUGAAAUUGACUGCAAUUAUUAGUCAACGUGGUGAGGACGAAGUGAGCAUGAAGCAAGUAGGCGUCUGAAGACGAGCUACUCAUUGCAGAUGGAUGGUUUGACAAAGACAAGUGAACUUGUUUUUGUUUUGGCUGCUACAAAUCUUCCCUGGGAACUGGAUGCAGCCAUGCUCCGGCGUCUUGAGAAGCGAAUUCUUGUGCCUCUGCCUGAACCAGAAGCAAGAAGAGCCAUGUUCGAGGAGCUCCUGCCAGUACAGCCUGAUGAGGAGAAGCUUCCUUAUGAUUUGUUGGUGGAUAAAACUGAAGGAUAUUCAGGUUCAGAUAUUCGAUUGGUGUGCAAGGAGGCUGCUAUGCAGCCUCUGAGACGUGUAAUGACAUUCCUUGAAGACAAAGAGGACACGGUUCCUGAGGAUGAACUGCCCAAGGUUGGACCGAUCAAACACGAAGAUAUUGAGACGGCUUUGAAGAACACAAGGCCGUCUGCUCAUCUCCAAGUUCAUCGUUACGAGAAGUUCAAUGCUGAUUAUGGUAGUCAAAUACUCCAAUGACGGCGCACAAUCUCUCUUGUCUUGUAUCGUUAGAUGUACUUUUCGUAGUUUUGAAGAUCACUAGAUUAUCAUUGCCCACUCGCAUUUAUAGGGUUCUGAUAAGUGUGAUUCACGUAAAACCGAAUAAGAACUUGGCUUCCUUGACAAAAAAAUAGGUUACUUGAUUUGUAUUUCUAAGAUUCUGGUUUUGUGAUUCUGAUUCGAUGUAACAUGUAAGAACAGAUUAGCAUGGAUAGGCAUUAAUCUUUUGAAUUCAA
Pyrus x bretschneideri (Chinese white pear) is the source of this 1621-nucleotide messenger RNA. RefSeq names its product katanin p60 ATPase-containing subunit A-like 2. Lineage: Eukaryota; Viridiplantae; Streptophyta; Magnoliopsida; Rosales; Rosaceae. The transcript is spliced from 11 exons. Gene Ontology annotation, molecular function: ATP hydrolysis activity; ATP binding. The record is from RefSeq and is a predicted model, not a curated record.